Molecule: messenger RNA, 2949 nt
Organism: Blastomyces dermatitidis ER-3
Lineage: Eukaryota; Fungi; Ascomycota; Eurotiomycetes; Onygenales; Ajellomycetaceae
Product: eukaryotic translation initiation factor 3 subunit K
Exons: 2
Coding region: 324-1085 (253 amino acids)
Biological process (GO): regulation of translational initiation
Cellular component (GO): eukaryotic translation initiation factor 3 complex; cytoplasm
Molecular function (GO): translation initiation factor activity; ribosome binding
Source: RefSeq, a predicted model, not a curated record
UUGCAGCUCAACAUCGAAUCGAAAAAUUAUCCAUACAUCGGAACAUCUUCAUUGACUUAUCCAACUCGCAACUAUAACUGACGCUUUAUCUACUAUCCUUCUUUUGAGAGAAAUAUAUUUGCUCCUAUCUGCCAGAUUUACCGUGUUUCCGAGUUUAGGAACAUCUGCUCUUGAUUUCUUUCGCUUCCCAGAGAAUACUCCCACACAUCUGUGGGAAAUAAUAGAAGUCACCAACAAAGGGGAACUACGGAGCCAGCAUAUCUAAUUUCAAACGAGGAAGCACAAAUAGAGGAGUAGAGUGAAAGGGCGCGAAAGGGAACAAAAUGGCAUCGUUCGACAAGUGCAAAACGAGACCGCAGCAUAUCGAUGUCAUCCUGAACGGCUUGGACAGAUAUAACCCAGAAACCACCACAAUCUUCCAAGAAUAUGUCGUGCAGCAAUGCGAGGACAGAACAUUUGACUGCUAUGCCAAUUUGGCGCUAUUGAAACUAUAUCAAUUCAACCCUCAUCUCCUUCACACCGAAACAACAACCAACAUCCUAGCCAAAGCGUUGACUGUCUUCCCCUCCCCCGCCUUCUCCCUAUCUCUUGCCCUCCUCCCAGCAUACACUCAACCAUUUGCUUCAUCGACAUCAUCCUCAGUCCCUAUGCAAACAUCUGAUUUCAUCGAAUCGAUCCAAAAGCUGGCCAGUCUCAACACCCUCCUCGAAUCAGCACAAUACACCCUCUUCUGGUCAACCCUCAAUUCCGAUGACCUAUACGCGGAUUUGGUCGCCGAUGUUGCAGGAUUUGAAGAGCUGGUACGGGUUCGCAUUGCUGCUGAGGUCGGCAAAGCUUUCCGGGAAAUUAGCGCUGAGGUUCUAGCUCAAUGGCUUGACCUGCAUGGGCUAGAGACUCUAGAGAAAUUCGUCGUGGAUGUUUGCGGAUGGGAAGUUGAUAAGAGCGCGGGCUCUGACGUUAAGAGUGUAGUUAUCAGAGUCCCAAGAAAUAAGGAGAAUGAGGCCAGAGGGGAGAUUAAGGGAGAGAAAGUGGGCAUAGAGAUGUUCGGGCGGGUACUUCGGAGGGGUUUCGAGCAACCCGCUUGAUUUCCAGUCUUUGUUUUUGUGUUUUUAUUUUCCUCACUUCUCGCCCUCUUCAACCUUUUGGGCUGAUUUUCUUUUUUUUUUUUUUUUUUUCCGUUAAAAUUUCGUCCCAACCAUGUCUUCGUAUUAUUUUUCUCUUUCUUUAUGCGGGAGCUGGAGAAGCUCCUUAAUCACGCGGAAUGAAAUUGCGGAAAUAGAGUUAUGACGGGGGACGGUGACUCCCUGGGAAAUAUAUAUACCUACCUAGUAAUUGAAGCACCUCGUUCAUAGUAACCUGCUUCAGUCUGCUUCUAUGUGUAUUGUUUCUCUUUGCAGAAUACGUGAACAAUGCCACGCAGCUACCUACCUGGACAAGAAACCAGCCCAUCACGUUUUCCCUCACCGCUACAUGUACGUUUUAUCUCGGCCCAUUCGUUUAAUCUAUAUCCAUUCCGUAUUCCGUAGUGAACACAACUUCAAAAACCUAAGCCAAUUAGAUACAUCCAUCUGAUUCACCCCCUUAGCUCUAUUUAACUAAUCAGCGACUAGGAGGUUCCAUGCAGCCCCAGCUAUCCAAGUUAUUUACUUCCCCGCAACCCUUUCCUCCCACUGCACCCCAACCCACUCCUCCCUCCACCCCAACACCCCCUCAUGCUCCAACCCACAGUUCGCCGCACAAACCCCCAAAAUCACAGUCCCCCACUCCAUCCCUGUAUCAUCCUCAGGUCCAAGCCCAAUACCCUCCCGCCCCUCCUCAAGCACCGUGAUCGCAUGCGGCGUGAGUUGGACUUCAAAAACGCGUUCGCGCCCACAGUAUUCGCAGCGGGGAAUCCUGUUCGGGCUGCCCGCGCUACUACCACGGGUAGAUACUUUGACAUGGGACGAUUUGGCAGACGGGGAAGGGCUGGAGAAGAGUUUCCCCACCGCGUCGGUGGUGGAGUAGAGUAGCGGUGCACCCCGGAAUUCGUAGCGGAGGACUUGCUCCGGGUUAUGGCCCAGGCGCGCCGAGAAGCGCAGGAAGGAUUUGUCCAUGGCGGAUUCGAAGGUGUCUUUGGGCUCUGCACCUGCUGUCAUGGAGGAGUCCUCGUCCAUGAGGACGGGCUGCGCUGUGGUUGGUAGGGUGGGGGACGGCGGGCGGGAGAGAGUUUCGUAUUCUGCAUCGAGGUGGUGGUGCGGAUAGGGCUUUGGGAACGCGGAUUGCGGAGGCCAUGGGAGGGGCGGACCGGCUGCUCCUGUCUUUGCAGGAUUUCGUGGGGGUGGAGAGGAGAGGCGGACUUUUUCGGCGAAGGUUUCGGGGAGGGAUUCGGUGGGAGGAGGGGAGGAUGGUUUUUGGGGCGGUUUUGCAGCGAGGCUGGAUGUAGGGGCAAGGGAGGCAAAGGGGUUUGCUUGACUGGGGGAGGAUGCUGUCGAAAAUGGGUUGGGGUUGGCUGACUGCCCUUGGCUAGAUGGGGCGGCACCAAAGAGACUAGAACCAAGAUCUUGCUUGGGCUUGCUCUCUGCCGGUGUGGGUUCUGGAGCCUUUCCCGUUUUCUCAGGCUGGUUAUUUUGCUGUUGUCGUGAGGAUGAAUUUACGAUUUUGUGUUUCUUCACACCGCGCAGCGCCCGUAAGCUGCCAUUCUUCCUGGUGCAGGAUUUCCUGGGGCACCCAAAGAUAUACAGCCACCGUUCAUCGUGAGGAAAGUGUUCUGGCAGGUCACCGUUUAAUUGUAGGAGAAGUAGCAUUGGGUUGUUGCAGACCUUACAUCUGGCGAAGUCACCGGGUGGUGGGGUCGCGGGGUCAAGCCAGGUCUAUCGAUUUGGGUAAUUAGCUGUCCACAAGCGUAGGAGAAUAAACAAAAUAGAAACUGGAUAAAAUAAAAUAUUUAAAGAACUUUCAUACCGGCCAUCC